AUGUCGUUGAGCCGAACCAACAGCAAGUCUGGGGCCAGCGGUAGUGGCAGCUCGGGAGACGCGGGGGCCACGCCCUACCUCCAGCAGCUGCGGCGACAGCUCUCGAACCUCGGCUCGUCACAGAAGCCACGGCGCAGAUCGACGCAGCCCCCAGGCCCUGCCGCAGAGAAGAGUGCGGCUAUUUGUUCAGCGGUGCAGUCAGUAUUGCUGGAGCCUCUGGCUGCUGUUCAACUCGAGGUGAGUGAUGUGAGCUGCGCGCGACUGCAGUACCGACUCCUGGGCACCAAGCGCUACUGGUACCGGUCAGUCAAGCAGGAGAAGCAGGGCAAGAUCCGCUGGGAGGUCAAGAUCUACCACAUCUGCUGCCGGAAGUCCACAGUUGAUGCUCUUGUCAAAUGUACGUGGCACACGAUACCUCGACUCGCCAGUGAAGACGCCGCGAUCAAGUCCAUCGGCUUCUUCGACACUGAGAAAGCGGCGAUGACGGCUCUCGAGGCUGCCGUCAAGGCGCGCGACCUCACUAACCCGUUUACAGGUUUGAGCACGCGGAAAAGCGAGCUGCCUCUGGAGCUGGUCAAGCACUUUCAAGUGGUGGUUGUGUCGGACAGAUUCCAGAGGAAGUCGCAGAACGAGCGGAUGGACUUGAUAUUUGAGCUCUUGCUCAACGCGUCGCCAACUGCUGCCAAUGCUCAAGAAGAAAGUGACACGAGGCCUGCCUUCCAGCAAACUCAAACUCUAUGGCCAACGACCGCAUCUCAGUUGCGAAGUUUUUCAACUAUCAGUGAUAAUGUGAUCGCGAUGCCGAUGUGGAGGUCCGUGGCUUGUCAUUUCACUAUCUGUGCGAAAACAUCCGCACAAUGGAAGGCAGGACGAAGCAAACAAGACAUGGGGCGGUCGUUUACUGAGCGAUUCGGAGUGAGUCACCUGGCGAACGAUCGAGCGUUUAAUGUAAAUCAGGGGGUGCUUCCUGUAUCUCGUGGGCUGGCGGAGUUGGUAUCUCUGAACCAGGAGGAGCUGGUUUCCAGGCACAAGACAGAGUCUGUACCGCACUUCUACCACGGACUCCCGGACGAAGUGAAGCGCAUGAUUGCAGAGGAGCAGGCCAAGAUGGACCAGGGGAGGGCAGAAUCUCUUGCCUUCCAGAAGCUUGCCAAGAACACCGAGGGCGCCUUCAUCAAAAAAUAUCUGAAGCGUCGACGCGAGUAUUUAGUGGUGGUCAUCAAGCUGCAGCAGUUGUAUCGGAGCAACAUGCAGAGCAAAACCUUACGGCGAUGCUUCCGUCGGCACUUGGGCGCACUUGCCCUCCAGCGUUUAUUUCGCGGUCACCAACGGCGGAAGUACGCGAGAGCAUACUUCCGCGUUGUCACGUGUGCGGUGCUGAUCAUUCAGUCGGUGUAUCGGUCGUACAAGUCAAGGCAAGAAACCAAAGCAAUGCGCAUUCUAUACUACGACGCAACACUAAACCUCCAGCGGGUGUAUCGAGGGUUCGUCGGACGACAACAAGCUCGGCGGAUACGUCGCCUGCAGGCCCAUGCCAUUGUGAUGGAGAAACUCGUCCGAGGGUUCAUGGGGCGGCGCAGAGCUAACCGGAUUUUCCUUGCCAGGCACAAGCAGCAAGUUGUCAUUCCUGCGUGUGUUCUCAUUCAGCGAGUGUGGCGUGGCCAUCGAGAACGACUGUUUGUUAGAGCCAAACGCCUGGCGAUAGAGCGGAUACGAGUGCACUUACCCGCUGCGCUACGAAUUGAGACGUUGAUUCGGGGCUUCUUGGCUCGGCGCCUAAAGUUCUGGCGCUCUCGACGAUACUUCCAGAAGUGGAUGGAGCUCAUGGAGUUGAGACGACAGGACCGGAUGGCGUCGCACAUCGGAUCUAUUGCGCGUGGCAUCCUCGCGAGGAAGUUCAUCCAGCGCGAGAAGCGGAAGCGAUACCACCGGCGUGUGUUGGAACCCUCCGCCGCGAGAAUUCAGCGCGUGUUUCGCGGUUAUAUCGUGCGGAAGCGGUUGGAAGACACGCGCGACCAGAUCGAGGCGGCGAUCACGCUCCAGCAAAUGUGGCGCUCUCGAUCCACCGUCAAGACGAUUAAGGAGAAGCUGCGUGGCUUUCGACUCAUGCUGUGGGAGGCUGCAGCAGGGAAGAUUCAACGAUGCUACCUCUGCUAUCGAGCCCGUCAGGAGUUAAACUUCCGCCGUCUUACGCAUCAAGCUUGCUUUGGUAAGGCCGCACUUGCAGUCCAAUCUGCUUGGAGGAGCUACUGCAGCCGGAAGCAGCUGAAAGAAUUCCGCUUCUGCUCGUUGAUCGAGCGGAAGGCGUGUUCGCUCACUCAGGCAAAAGAAGACCGCGAGAUGAUCGAGUUCGACAUCUUCGAUGCGCGGGCCGAUCUGAAGCGCGUGAUGAAGUACAAAGCGAAAACACUGCGGCGCGUCAAGGAGAUGAAAGACAUGCGAAUCGAGUGGGAGCGACGUCAGCCGGUCGUCGAGAAAGAGCUGAGCCAGCUCACCGAAGAAGACUUGGAUCGAGGCUGGGGUGAGGCUUUCGAGACUGAGAAGCACAUCCUGCACUUCAGUCUUGAGCUCAGUGUGGAAGAUAUCCUCUCCAAGAAGCAGCAGGUGCGCGAGUACGAGCAGGAGAUCGAAGACUUACGCAUCGAGCUGGAGGAUCUGGAGCGCGAUAUGGAGGAGUGCGUCUUGAAUGAAACCAUGGAGCUCGAGUCGUAUCGUGACAUGGAGCUGCAGCGAGCAGGUAGUUUGUUUGCGGAGGAAAAGGCAAAGAGAGUGCGGCUGCAGCGUAUUCGGUGGGGCACGAGGAAUGUGCGAAAGCAUGUCAUUAAGCGCGAGCGCCAAGACCUGCAGGUAUUUGCAAAGGAAGCGUUAGCAAAGCGACAAGUGGAAGAGCUUGGUGUGCUAGCGUUCGAGAAGAAGCAGUUCGUGAAGCGCAAACUUGAGCAAGCGAUUGAAGACGCCGCGCGGUCUCGAGCGAAGCAGAACGAGGUGAUGAUGGAGAUGAAGCGCGACUCGAACGUUCUCCACGGCUUCAACGAGGCAGUUCAGCGAAUGCAGGCAAUCACUCAGGACUUCUCGUUCGAAUAUCGGUUGCCGAAAACGGACUUGCGAGAAGAUCCCAGCUCAGCAAUGUGCUCCGGCUGCGGUCGAAUCACUUGUGACUGCCAUCUAAUGAAUAGCGAGGCGGAUGAGGAAGAUGGAGUCAGUGAAGGCACCACAAAGCAACUAGACGCGAACAACGUAAUGAUCAACGCCAGAAACAGAAACAGGUUGGCCAGACGUUGGCGAUACCAGGAUUGA
Messenger RNA from Phytophthora sojae, 3297 nucleotides. RefSeq lists its product as hypothetical. NCBI's taxonomy places the organism in Eukaryota, Oomycota, Peronosporomycetes, Peronosporales, Peronosporaceae. The record is from RefSeq and is a predicted model, not a curated record. The transcript is spliced from 2 exons. Gene Ontology annotation, molecular function: protein binding. The coding region runs from base 1 to 3297 and encodes 1098 amino acids.